GUUGCAUUCAAGGGCUGGAAACGCGACCCGCCGAGCUGAGCGGCCGACGCCGAGAAACCCACCCUUCCCGCAGCCUGCAGCCGGACGAACCCCUUCGGGGGCCCGUUCUGGCACGGAACAACACACAGCGGAGCUCAGGGCCUCCGGUCGGCGCACGACCUCCGGGGCCGGACGAUGAUCGCCCGGGCGAGUUUCUGUUCCGAACUGAAUGAGUGGCGAGGCUGAACUUUCCCGAGGUCGCCGUGGGCGGACGGAGCGGCGGUUUCCCCCCCUGGAUUCAAACGAGCCACACAGGCUGGUGUCGCCACGUACGACGACGGUCUGCGGGACGACAAAAGGAAAGCAGCAGCACGGCCGAGCAGCAAAGUGGAACACGAUGAGAGGCCGGCAAUGAUCGGCUUGGCGGAAAGUUGGGAGAGACGGCGCAUUAAAGGAAUAACUUCCCAAAAGUGAUGUUUUUGGAGCGCAGUACGGCACGACGAGUUCACGUCAGCGUCACUUAGCGACACCGAAACUACUUCUCGCAGCCGCUCGGCGUGUAAGUCAGACUUAGUAAAAUCAUGUGCGAAGUGGCCAUGGAGGAGCAGGAGCGGGAGAUCUCGGACAUAGACCCGCAGGAGUGCCCGUCGGUGGCGGGGAACGGGCUCAUGCUGGUGGUCAACCACAGCCGGGUGCGUCCUCCCCUCAGCGUCGUGCUGGCCACCGUGCUCUACUGCGCCGAGUUCGUCACGGCCGCCGUGCUGUGCAGCAUGUACCAGAAGACCGACGAUGUCAUCUGGAUGGGCUUCACCAUCGCCUUCAUGCUGCUGCCCGCAGUGCUCAUCCAGCUGACGCUGACGUUCAUUCACAGGGACCUGGGUCGGGACCGGCCUCUGGUCCUCUUCCUGCACCUGCUGCUGCUCGGGCCUGUCAUCAGGUGUUUCGAGGCUCUCGUGGUCUAUUUCAAGGCGGGUAAAAAGGAGGAGCCUUACGUCACCAUCUCCAGGAAGAUCAGUCUAAAGAAAGGGGAGGGGACGCCCAUGGAAUGGGAGAUUGGCCAGUCGGAGCGCAACCUGGCCACCCACAGGAACGCCUUCAAACGCACGGCGGUCAUUCAGGCGUUUCUGGGCUCCACGCCUCAACUGACCCUCCAGCUGUACGCCACCAUCCAGGAGAAAUACAUCCUACCUUUGAGAUUGGCUCUGAUGAUCAUCACCCUGAUCUCCGUCGUAUACGGGGCUGUGGUGUGCAGCGUUCUGGCCAUCCAGAUCAGAUACGACGACUACAAGGUGCGGCUGCGUCCUGCAGCCUACCUGUGCAUGAUCCUGUGGAGGGGUUUGGAGAUUGCCACCCGGAUCUCCACUCUGGUUCUCUUCAGCACGGCGCUCACACACUGGGUUAUCCUUGUGGGCCUGGCUAACCUGCUCUUUUUCUUCUUCCUCCCUUGGGCUGAGUUCUGGGCCAGGAAAGGCUCGCUGACGGAGAACGUGGAGAAAAACUUCUCGAAGCUGGGCACCACGGUGGUGCUGUGCAUGUUCACGCUGCUCUACGCCUGCAUCAACGUCUUCUGCUGGUCGGCAGUGCAGCUGGACCUCUCCCACCGAGAGCUCAUCGAGAGGAAGCAGCGCUGGGGCCGCCUGGCCAUCUACUACUGCGGACGCUUCGUUGAGAAUUUCCUCCUCAUCACGCUCUGGUACUACUUCAAGUCGGACUUCUACGAGUACGUGUGCGCCCUGCUGCUGUGCGUCCAGCUGCUGAUCUGCUACAGCCUGGCUGUGCUCUUCAUGCUGCUCUUCUAUCAGUUCUGCCACCCCUGCAGACGCCUCUUCAAGUACAACGUGCACGACUGCCUGCACUGUGUCUGCUGUCGUAUAGGGAGUCGGGGAGGGAGGGGGAGGCGAGGGAAGCCGCCGCCGCCCUCGUACUCCACUGCAGCCACCAUGGUGCUGGUGCCGGAGGAGCCGCUGGAGCUGCUGGAAUCGCAAAAUUCCCAACCCCUCGACCUCACCGGUCAGCUGGGGGUUCGGGAGACUGCUAUUGUUGAAGACAUGAUGGAAGCAGCCUGAGAGGGGGGCUAUCUGAGGAUUUAUGUUAACAGAGCUGAAGUUCUCUAAUGUAGAAAUGCAUCCUGGGAAUAGCGAGGCGUGACGCUGGCGAUGUAGGGGGCACGAGGCCUCAAGCAGUUUUACAAAAACCAGGAUGAUUUUGUUUUUUGCGAGUAGGCAAGGUGAUUUGUUACAGAACAAACUUUUGACUUUUCUCUUCAGUGCACAAAGCUUGACCCGUUCAUGGUUCUGAGAGGGAUUUAGGUUAACUCCCGAUGUCUUUAGGGCACCGCGGGGCCCUGGUUUUACCAAAGAAUGUCACACGUCCAGAUAUGCAGUGAUGCACAAAGGCUGCCUUGAGAGAGGAGCAGGGGGUCGGGUACAGGACUGAGCCAGGUGUGUGGGGAAACGUGCCAGGUGUGUCCGAAGUGCCCGAAAGACCGACCGGGACGCACCCAGUUUACCUCCUCUUGGAGGUUUUCACACCAUGAAAGGCCCCUUUUGCACAGGUUUGCAUCUGCACUAUACAGACAAGAAAUAUAUAAAUAAAUAAAUAAAUAAAUAAAUAAAACCGAGGGAGGACAAGAACAGGUUACAAGAAGAAUUUAUCUUCCUCAUUCCAACUGUAUAAACCUGCUGUGAUGAAUGCCGUGUGUUGUUCAUUGUCCGGUCUGGUUGCCUUGACUUGAAAAAAAAAAAACGGAAACAGGUUUUAGUUUUAUAAAUAGCCACGAAAAGUGAAUUAUUCAGUUGAAAUACUUACAAAAACCUUUAGGUAAUAUCAGGCAUGUGUCCUUUAAUAAUAAUAAUAAUAAAAGGCUCUACAUAACUGAAGUGCUUUCACAUUUUGCUUAUUUUUAAUGUUUUGUCACUGUUCGUUCAGUGCCUUGACUCCUGCUGUAUUACUUGAAACUCCAAUAAAAAUAAUCUGAUGUGCAAACA
Molecule: messenger RNA, 2966 nt
Organism: Xiphias gladius (swordfish)
Lineage: Eukaryota; Metazoa; Chordata; Actinopteri; Istiophoriformes; Xiphiidae
Gene: xkrx
Product: XK related X-linked
Exons: 3
Coding region: 561-2045 (494 amino acids)
Cellular component (GO): membrane
Source: RefSeq, a predicted model, not a curated record